ACACGUACGUUCAAACAUCAGCUUCCACUCAUGUUCCUAUCUCACUGCAUACAGCUUCCAUAAUUACCUUUCUUGUACAUAGAAUAACCCUGUAAAGGUGUUUUGGAUGUUAACAGUACUUGUGAUGGAUAUUACUGUAUUCUAAUUGUCUGUGUGGUGUUGUGUCUGUGUGUGUCUACCAUGUCACGUGUGAUGCUGAUUCUGAUGCUGACUCUGAUGCUGAUUCUGCUGAGUGUCUGUGGCGUGCUGGCGGACUGGAACGAGGGCGAUGAUGACCCAGGAGCUAUGGAGGAGGUGAGCGCAGUGUUGGGCCGAGGUGCUGAGCUGCCAUGCAACAUCAAGCCCAGUGGCCGCGAGGACAGAGUCUACAUGGUCCUGUGGUUCAGAGAGGGAGCGGGCAAACCGCUUUACAGGUAUGACGUUAGAGGCCGUUCGUUCAGCGACGCCGUCAUGUGGUCCGACGCGAACGCUUUUGGUCCCAGAGCGUUCUUCGUGACCGGCAAACAGCCGGCCGCUGCCUUACAGCUGGACGCCGUACAACUCAAGGACGCCGGUGUCUACCGCUGCAGAGUGGACUUUAGGAACUCUCCUACUAGGAACUUCCAAGUCAAGCUCACUGUCAUAGUGCCUCCGCACCACCUGCUGAUGUAUGAUAACUCUGGGAGAGAGAUCGGUGAGGGAGUUGUGGGACCCCUCAAGGAGGGCGACGAUCUUGUUCUCAAGUGUGAAGUCAGGGGAGGUAACCCAGCUCCCACGGUGUCCUGGUUUAUCAACGACAAGAUAGUGACGGAUGGCAAGGUGGAGAGAGUUGGAGAGAAUGUUAUAGUCAACAGGCUGGAGGUUGCCAAGCUGAGGAGAGAUCAACUCAACACUACAUUCAAGUGUCAGGCCAGCAACACCAAGCUUAUGCAGCCUACAGAGAAGACGGUCCGUCUAGAGAUGUUCUUGAAGCCUGUGUCUGCAUCCAUCAUCACCAAGCCCGUGGAGUUGGUAGCCUACGAAACAUACAACUUGACAUGCGAGGUGUCGGGUUCUAGACCUACCGCUGACGUCACUUGGUAUAGAGAGGGCCGCAAGUUCAAAAGGGGCAAGGUCGACCAGGAUGCCAAUGAGACGGUGGUACAGAGCACAGUGCUGUUCACCACAGCCCCUGAGGACGACGGCCAUAUACUCAAGUGUCAGGCCAACAACCCCAAAAUGGAGGGUUCGGGAGUCGAGGAUGCCAUCACGCUCAACAUAGUCUAUCCUCCUAUAGUCACGCUGCAGCUAGGCACGUCACUGAAGCCUCAUCAGAUCAAGGAGGGAGAUGACGUCUACUUCGAGUGCAACAUCAAGUCCAACCCCAGAGAACACAAGAUAUCGUGGCAUCAUAACGGCCAGGUGCUGACGCAGAACAUGUCUAGUGGUGUCAUCUUCAGCACACACAGUCUAGUGCUGCAGGGGGUGACUCGUCAUCACGCCGGCAGCUACACGUGUGCCGCUGUCAACGCUAAGGGCGAGACUACUAGCGAGCCCGUCUGGCUCAGAGUGCAAUUCGCACCAGUGUGUCGACUAGACGAGCCUACCAUUGUCGGGGCCUCUAUAGACGAGGUGCUGCGGGUGCGGUGUGAGGUACAGGCCGACCCCAGUGACGUCAGCUUCGUAUGGCAGUUCAACAACAGCGGGGAGAGUUUUGAGGUUCCUCCAGAGAAGUACGCCACAAGUAACGGCAGCACCAGUGAGUUCCGCUACACGCCUACCUCCGAGCGGGACUAUGGCACCCUCACGUGUUGGGGGAAGAACAACAUCGGUCGUCAGGUGGAGCCCUGCGUGUAUCAGCUCGUCCCAGCCUCCAAGCCGAGCUCUCUACGCAACUGCACUCUCCGCUCCACUGUCAACACUACAGGUGACUGGCUGGAGGUGGAGUGUGUGUCUGGGUUUGACGGUGGAAUGCCACAAUCCUUUCAUCUUGUGGCUAUUGAUCCUUCCUCCAACCAGGUGAGACUGAACCUCACAACGUCCGUGGUGCCGAUGUUCCGGGUAGAUCUCGCCGCUCUACAGGCCACCACACUGCAGCUGGUCAUGUAUGCGGCCAACCAGAAGGGCCAAAGUGAACCUGUUGUUUUGGAGGACAUCGCAGUACGUGACGCAGAGAAACGUACGGAAUGGGUCAGUAGUGGAGUACACAGCAUCAGCCUGAGCAGCUUGACCGUGCUGCUCGGGGGAGUGUUGUGUGGGGUGGCGACUGCUGUGCUGAUAGUGAUAGUGCUGGUGAUGUCACGGCGACGUCAGCAGCCACAACACCUACACGAGAUGAGUGUCAAACAGCUGGAGCUGAGCCACCCUCACAGUGACCAGCAGCGAUAUGUCGUCUCAUACCAGCUCAAGCCAGAGACCAAACAGCCCGAUAUUCUAUCGAGAUUAUCGGACGAGCCUCAAGAGAGAGAUGCUCCUUCGAUACCUUACAACAACGGACCAAGUGUGAUGGCUACUUUUAUGUCGCCAUGUACCAGUCCCACAUGUUCGCUACGGUCGGCGGGGUCCGGGACUCUGCCCCUGCGGCCCACGACGAUAGGCUUCCCUCACAGCUCUUCGCCCCCGUUGCCGCCUGCCCCGCCCCACGUCCUCGGUAUGAACGGCACCCUCCGUGCCAAGGAACACCAUGUCCUAUCAAACUCCAUCCCCGGACCAGAGAGCUGCGUAUGAACCGCAGCGCUCCGUUAGACACACCAACAAUCAAAUAAUUUAGCUACAUUAAGUUCCAUCUAAAAUUACAUGUCAUAAAAUUUCUUAUUUCUAUCUUUAGAUUUCAAUAAUAAAUUAAAACUUUUUACAACAUAUAAUUUAUUCAUCUUAUCUAAUAAGGACGCUGGUCAAUAGUAAAUGAUUCUUGGUUUAUUCAUAAAAAAAUUGUAAACCUAACAACAAUGUAUCAAUAAAAUAAAUAAACAUAAGCAACAAAAUGGUAUUACAUGUCUGUUCUAACAAUUAAUUGUGUUUCCAAUCAAUAUUGUGAUAAUAGGCUAAAAGGUUUAAUCCCCGUUAACUAGAUUUCUAAUGCAAAUACAAUAUUUCAAUUAGUUGACAAAUGUUCAUCGCUUGUGCCGAAAACAAUUAUUGUAUCAGGAUAUGAAAAAGUGUAUUAUAGCUAAUAAAGGCCAAGUACUGUUUAAAAGUAUGUAAUAUAAUAAAGUUGUUUUAAAAAUGUACUACCAUUGAAAGCAAAUGCAUCUUAAUCAUAAAUUUCGAUGUUUAUAAAACAUUAUCAGUAAAAUGAAUUUAUCAAACAAAAUAUUAUUUGAAAACCAUAAUAUAAAACGCAUUACAAUUUGAACUCCUGCAUUUACAGGACUAAAAGUAGUCAGACUGAUUUUGUAAUGGUGAUUAAAACCGUUAGUUUGGACCAAAUAUUUCCAAUAAUGACAUUGAAAAGCCAUUCUUGGUCAUUCAUGUUAUAUAGUUUUAGUUUACAAAUUUAUUACUUCUUGAACAUAUUCUUUGUGAAUAAUACAUUUCUGCUCCACUGACUGUUGACUAUUUUCACAUAUCCAUAUCAAUAAACCACAUUUUCCUUUGCAAUACAUGUGUGUAUAUAGAUAAUGAAUGGAACUUAAGCUACAAGGUUUUUGUAAAACUAGUCAAUGUGUUCAUUUGUUUAUACAUUUCCUUCAUGUUACACAACGACAAUAUUAAUGAAUAAAUGUUUUGCCUCAUUAGAAUCUUUUUUAAAGAAAGUUUUUAAUAAUUGUAGAUGUGCCUUUAGUGGGUUCCAUUGUACUUUAUCUGCUAUGAAAACUUUUCAACAUCGUUUAUAGUUUUAAUGAAAGGGUGUAUUUUUUUAAACUUCGUUUUACCUGUUGGUUUAUUAAAACAGUUAGUUUAUUUAUUGUUUUCUCAAUUUGAGAGGAUAACUGAAUGUGGAAUAUACCUUAAUGGGAUAUACCAUAAGUAUAAGUGUCCUUUUAAACACGAAUACGUGCAAAUUAAGUCAACUGUAGCCUAUAUUCUUAUGUUAACGACUGUAUUUAGAAAAAUUUUAUUCCGUUUACAGAUGUAAAACACAUAGUAUAAUUUACAAGAAUUACUGAUUAUUAAUGAUUACCUAAUUCGAGAAUGGGUGAUUAGUUUGUUAAUGAAUUCUU
Messenger RNA from Macrosteles quadrilineatus (aster leafhopper), 4121 nucleotides. RefSeq names its product synaptogenesis protein syg-2-like. The record is from RefSeq and is a predicted model, not a curated record. The transcript is spliced from 15 exons. NCBI's taxonomy places the organism in Eukaryota, Metazoa, Arthropoda, Insecta, Hemiptera, Cicadellidae. Bases 181 to 2685 code for a protein of 834 amino acids.